Spea bombifrons (plains spadefoot toad) is the source of this 716-nucleotide messenger RNA. RefSeq names its product gastrula zinc finger protein XlCGF66.1-like. The record is from RefSeq and is a predicted model, not a curated record. Bases 93 to 716 code for a protein of 207 amino acids. Gene Ontology annotation, biological process: regulation of DNA-templated transcription. The transcript has 5 exons. NCBI's taxonomy places the organism in Eukaryota, Metazoa, Chordata, Amphibia, Anura, Pelobatidae.
UUUUGCGUUCCACAUGCCUGCGCUACUUCCUGUGCCCCGAGAAGGUCUCUUGUGAGGAUUACUGGUUGAUGUUGCUGUGAACGGAGAGCACAAUGGUCAUCGGAAGCCACCUCAAGACCGGCCAUUUGGCUGAGGAGAUAUUGACCCUCAGCCUGAAGAUUAUCUGCCUACUGACUGGGCAGGAUUAUAUAAUUGUAAGGAAGCACGGAGACCGCAUCCCCCAUGAGUCAGACGGGACCCGGAGCCCCAGCCCGGUGCCUCCACCUCACUCGCCGACCCACGAGAGGAACCGCGAACAGAAGAUCCUGGAACUGACCAACAAGAUGAUGUCCCUGCUGACUGGAGAGGUGAGCGCUGCUGGGAACGGGACGUUAUACAGUAACACCGAGGCGUGUGUCUGGAUGGUGACGGCUCAUUGUGUGUCUCAGGUUCCUGUAAGGUGUGAUGAUGUCACCGUCUAUUUCUCCAUGGAGGAGUGGGAGUAUUUAGAAGGACACAAGGAGCAUUACAGGGACGUGAUGAUGGAGACCCACCAGCCCUGUGGUUCUCCGGACGCAUCCGAGGUCAGAGAUCGAGCCCCUAAUUCUCCGCUGGACUGUAAGACGUCUCAUUUUAUUAAGGAGGAAUCCGCCUCACGUGAAGAGACAGACAUUUGUGACUCGGCGGAGUCUCCACAGACAGAGCUCACAUCGACUCGAGGGAUCCGCCUCAUGUGA